GUAAAUUUCGUUAGAGCGAAAACCGGUUUCAGACAUUUCACAAAACCUUAGUGACGUUGUUGGUCGAGUUCUGAGAGGAAAUAAGCAAUACCUGUCGAAAAAAAUGAAUUUUAAGUGCAUUUCUACAUUGCUUGCACUGGUUGGUAUUGCCAACGCUGUGCAACUGGACUCAGUUUUAACGACUGAAAACAGCAAACAACUAAUUUCCAAGUUUAAGGCACCAUACAAGACAUUGGAAGAUGCACAUUACUCAAUUGUUGGCCUGAAGAGUUAUCAGCAAGGAGGUGCAGUUGCUUCUGCAGAAAAAGAGGCUGCUUGCAAACUUGUGAAAACUGUAGACACCAAAUCUUUGACAUCAAUCUUCUAUGCUGCCACUACUCAAGCAGAGAUCCCAGCUUGCAAACACGAGUUCAACAGCGAGACCCUAGAGUUUGUGAAAGGAAAAAUUUCUGAGACUUCAGAUGUUAAAACUAUUUACGAAGCUGUUUCUAUCUUGAAGAGUUUGGGAAAAGCAGUUGACAGCGAUGAAGUGAUCUCAGUCCUUCUAGCUGCAGUAAAAGCCGACAACAGUGUCUUGGCUUCAUCCCUUGCACUACUCACUGCGUCUCAGCUCUCCAAACCAAACUUAUCAUCCCUGCUUAAAUCUGUGGAUGUUGAGGAUAUGGCAGCACAAGCUGAUGAACUGAGUGAAAGAUAUCUUCACUUUGACAACGAUCUCGCUGUAACUGCCACCUUCCUCUCUGCUGCCAUUAGUCUCCCAGCUAAAAGCCUUCCAAUCAGUAAUGACCAAGUUAUUCUGUUUUCCAACUUUGUACUUCGCCACAAGAACUCUGUAUCUAGCAUCAAAGAAGCGUCCUUGCUUGUAUCUGCUCUUGCAAAAGUGGCUUCUGCAUCACAGAUUGCUGUUGGGAAAGCCCAACUUAUAUCUGGAACCUCUCUUUCAGAAGCUAACCCAUCUAUUAAGGUUUCUAUCUUGAAUGUAUUUGGGCAACCAAUACCCAACCUUUCAGUGAAAGCCGAAUCCAUCAUCCGUGCUUCUGAUAACGAAGUUUUGUUGUCUAAUGCUGCGUUUAAAGUUGAUGAGAAUAUGAAUUACCAACUUCUAUUCUGGAAAAACAAACCAAAGAGUGGCUUUUAUGAUGUCACACUUGCUGCUUCCUCACCAAAAGCUACCUUGGUCGGCGUCUCUGAGGUUGAAUUUCGGGUGAAAAUCACGACCAAAAUGGCUCUCACCAACCUAGAGAUUGGGACAGCUGAGAAAGAUCAAGUCACUCCAACUUUGAACAGCCUUAAAUACGGUGGUAAAACCGAGUCGAUGUCAGCUGACACUCAACAAAGAAUUAUCAUGAAGUUUCAAGUCCAAGACACUACAGACAAAUCUCUUAUCACUCCACACCAGGCAUUCGUCCGUUUUGUCAGCUCAACCGGCCAAGAAAUUAUAUUUGUUGCCGAACACGACAAAACUUUAACAUACAAGUUUGAGAUUGACCUUGCCACUGCUGGUCGCGAACAAUUUAACUCGGCGUCGGGAAAAUACUCGAUGCAUCUGAUUGUUGGUGACGCAACCAUCUCCAACCCUGUGUUCUGGAAAUUCGGUGACAUUAACCUGAAACUUGGUGAAGCAAAGAAAUCGAAAUCUUCAUUCGAGAGUCAUUAUUCAGCGAAACCCGAAAUCCAACACACAUUCCGACUGCCAGAAGAAAGGCCACCAGUGUUUGUGUCUCAAGCUUUCACAGUUGCUUGCCUUCUUCCUAUUGUGUUGCUGUUCAUCUUCUGGGCUAAGGUUGGUGCAAAUCUUGGAAAGUUGAAACUUGCUCCAAAGAACAUCAUCUUUCAUGCUGGACUUAUCGGAAUCUUUGUUCUUUAUUAUUUCUGCUGGAAGAGCCUUGAUAUGUUCACAACGGUUCAGUAUCUAUUUGGCGUGGGAGCUGUUACGUUUGUAUUUGGCAACUCCGUCUUGUCAGAUAUAGCUAACAACCGCUGACGAAGAACUAUGAAACAAAAUUAGAAUAGAAAUUUGGAAGCAUAUUACAUAUUACGGCGUCUUGUUUUCGAAGCAUAUCUUGGAUCGAAAUAAAAUGACUACAUUAGUACUAGA
Ciona intestinalis (vase tunicate) is the source of this 2098-nucleotide messenger RNA. The record is from RefSeq and is a predicted model, not a curated record. Lineage: Eukaryota; Metazoa; Chordata; Ascidiacea; Phlebobranchia; Cionidae.